Molecule: messenger RNA, 1816 nt
Organism: Aphanomyces invadans
Lineage: Eukaryota; Oomycota; Saprolegniomycetes; Saprolegniales; Verrucalvaceae
Exons: 8
Coding region: 16-909 (297 amino acids)
Biological process (GO): CAAX-box protein processing
Cellular component (GO): endoplasmic reticulum membrane
Molecular function (GO): metalloendopeptidase activity
Source: RefSeq, a predicted model, not a curated record
AUUGGGGUGUGCACGAUGCGCUUCGAGCUGAGUCCAGCCGCGGCGGUCGUGUCAUGCCUAUCUAUGGCCGCUGUGUACGUGGGCGUUCUGUACUGCUGCCCCACGGAGAUUCGAAGCCUUCCUCGCGACCAUCCUCGCCAUAUCCUUGCGCGCUUUCUGCUCAUCGUCGUCGCGUGCGUCGGGUUUCCCUUCUUUCUCUGUGUGUUUAUUGACGAGAAGCACGAUGGAAGCAUCACCUUCGCCAACAAACUCGGGUUCCAUGCCAACAUGACCGAGACCGUCGUGUCCACGAGUCUCGCCGUCGUGUUGACCAUGCUGCUCUUCGCAGGGGCUAUCGUGUCCAACGGUCUCGAGGUAUACAUCAUCAUGCGGCACCGCCAAUCGUCGUGGACAGCCGCGUUCCAAGAAACGCAACUCUACUACAACUUUACGCGUGACCGUCUGCCAACGCUGCGCACCCUCAUUUUUGGCCCAUUGACGGAGGAGUUUGCGUUUCGGAGCUGCAUGCUACCGCUGCUGUUGGAUUCGGGAUGGUCGAUCUCGACAACCAUCUUUGCGAGUCCGCUCGCGUUUGGCGUGGCGCAUGCGCACCACUUGAUCGACCACAUUCGAAGCGGGCGGCCCGUUCGCACUGCCGUCGCCAUCGUCGUGUUCCAGUUCUUGUACACGACAGUGUUUGGCAUUUUUGCGAGCUUUGUCUUUCUUCGAACAGGACACUUCGCCGCCGUGUUUGGCGUCCACUCGUUUUGCAACCUGAUGGGAUUUCCUGACCUGUCGUUUCUCUCGACGGACCACCCCCUCCAUUCGUACAAGCCAGCGAUUCUGUUCGUCUACGUGGGUGGCAUCGUUGCGUUUUCGGCGCUGCUGUUUCCGCUCACGGGCAUGUACACGUCGAUGUAUUGGUCGUGACACAGGUCGACGGCACCUCGGGAUGAAGAAGACUCGUCGACAAUUUCUCCGUGAAAUAUAUGCACACACCUUGUGCGACCUACCUAUCCACGUUUUGUCUAUCGUUCUAGUGGGGGACGGGGCAGUGCCCGUCCGGAAUGACAGACGUCAUGCCGGCCACAGGACACUGCCCUUGUGGAAUCACGGACGCCGCCGCGGGCUGGACUUCCUUUGGCCGCCGGAACGUGACGGCGUGCAUGUACCGGCCCGUCUUGGCCAUUUCCUUUUCCUUGUCUGUUGGAUGUGCCUGGCCAUGGUACAAGAUCGGGCACAUAGCGGUCAUCAUGAACGCAUACACCAUGCGCCACGCGCCUUCGACCUCGGCAUUCCACACGCCGUCCCCCGUGCACUCUCGGAUCGCCGUCAAGAGGACGUUUCCGAGGACGUUGUAAUAUCCCAUCUUGACCUUGUACUUGUUGUGCCGAUAGGCGAGGUCCACGACCUUUUCGACGGCGUUUUCCAAGUUGGCUUCGUUCGUGACAGUCUGGACGAUGCUGAUCAGCGCCUUGCCUUGGAUGAUGAUGCUGGCUCGAAACAGCGGCUUCACCUCUGGCGCUAUCUUGAAGAGCGACCCGUAAAAGUAGUCGUAGAAAAAUACGACGGGCGACGUCCCGGCCGGGACCUUGGCCUUCAUGCCAGGGGUCAACCCGUUAGCGAUCGAGUCCCACGUGGACAGGACGAUCUCGCGCAUCCGUGGCGUGACCUUGCACGAUUCCAUGGCAAAAUCCGGGCAAUUCAUCUGGAGGUAUUUGAAGUACUUGGGGUGCAGGACGAGCCCGCCUUCCUUCGUUUGCGUCACGGCCUGGACAGAAUACUUGAUGCCCAUCGCUUUCGCCGACGACGUGGUGGGUAGCCAAGUCGAGGAGAC